This is a messenger RNA of Mustela lutreola (European mink), 703 nucleotides long. RefSeq names its product sterile alpha motif domain containing 12 (gene SAMD12). The transcript is spliced from 5 exons. The record is from RefSeq and is a predicted model, not a curated record. NCBI's taxonomy places the organism in Eukaryota, Metazoa, Chordata, Mammalia, Carnivora, Mustelidae. Bases 140 to 703 code for a protein of 187 amino acids. Gene Ontology annotation, molecular function: protein binding. Gene Ontology annotation, cellular component: cytoplasmic side of plasma membrane. Gene Ontology annotation, biological process: cell surface receptor protein tyrosine kinase signaling pathway.
UUUGCGUGACCGCGGCAGGUUGGUCCUAGAGCAGAUGAGCGCAGAAUAUUUAGGCGAGAGCGCGAGGAGGGGGGAGCGCGGGGCAGGAGGAGUAUCUCGGCCGAGAAAAUUAUGCAUGCGUUAGGGAAGCUCUGAGAGAAUGGCUGUGGAAGCUCUCCACUGUGGCUUGAAUCCCCGGGCUGUCGAUCACUCCGCCCGGGCCGAAGGCAUUAAACUGCAGAUUGAAGCGGAAGCUGUGGAAUCUCAACCCAUUAAAAACAAAAAUUUUCAGAAGGUGCUUGACCAAAAAGGAACCCCCAAGCGACUGCCAACAGAAGCUGAGACGGCUAAGUCGGCUACGGUGAAGCUGUCGAAACCAGUGGCUCUGUGGACUCAACAGGAUGUCUGCAAGUGGCUGAAGAAACAUUGUCCGAAUCAGUAUCAGAUCUACAGCGAGUCAUUCAGACAGCAUGACAUUACUGGGCGAGCCCUGCUGAGACUGACUGACAAAAAGCUUGAGCGGAUGGGGAUUGCCCAGGAGAACCUCCGGCAGCAUAUCCUACAACAGGUGCUCCAGCUGAAGGUGCGCGAAGAAGUCAGAAACCUACAGUUACUCACACAAGGCGGUCAUGUCUCCAUUGAAGUCCUCACCUCGCCGUGCUGCCAACCCCAUAAAAUUUCAUCAUCAUCCCCUUCUUCAUCAGCUGGUUCUCCAGCCAGGUAA